Zingiber officinale is the source of this 684-nucleotide messenger RNA. RefSeq lists its product as uncharacterized. NCBI's taxonomy places the organism in Eukaryota, Viridiplantae, Streptophyta, Magnoliopsida, Zingiberales, Zingiberaceae. The transcript has a single exon. Bases 1 to 684 code for a protein of 227 amino acids. The record is from RefSeq and is a predicted model, not a curated record.
AUGACCUCGCCCGCAGAAGGCAACACUGCUCUACACCGACGAGAUCAAGAGGCUUACAACUCAUCGUUCAACAAAGAUCGCAGCACACGCUUUAGACUAUUAAGCAGCAUGCAGGAUGAUUUGAUUGGCGAGUUUGAAAAGUGUAACACUACCAAGGAUAUAUGGGAUAACUUGAAAAUUGCUUUUAGAGGAACCUCUACCACGAGGUUAAGGGCUCCUAUUUCAAAAUUUGAGACCCUUCGAAAAGAUCCCCAUCAGAACAUGACUAAGCAUCUCAGGAUGAUGUCAAGCAUGAUCCACGAUUUGAAGUCUGUAAGUCACGAUCUCACUGAUGUGCAGCAAGUGCAAGCUGUCAUAAGAUCUUUGCCAGACUCUUGGACUGACAUGAAACAAAUCCUCACUCACAAUGAGAGCAUUAAGAAUUUUUCUGACAUCUCUCGCCAUGUGGAGUUAGAGGCUAAGUGCGAGGAAGCUAUGCGCGCUACUGCCCUUGUCGCCCAGGGAGGCAGACAACAGGGCAAGAAGGGUCCAAAGAAGAACUUCAAGAGGAAGAGGCAAAAUGUUGCAUCCACUUCCAAAGAGGGGCAGACACCGAAGCGCCAAAGAGGCAAGCGCGGUGGAAAGAGAGACAAGUCGAAGGCCAAAUGCUAUAAUUGUGGACAAUUGGGGGCAUUUUGCUCAUGA